Neurospora crassa OR74A is the source of this 2086-nucleotide messenger RNA. RefSeq lists its product as hypothetical. Gene Ontology annotation, molecular function: phosphatidylcholine lysophospholipase A1 activity. The transcript has 2 exons. The record is from RefSeq and is a predicted model, not a curated record. NCBI's taxonomy places the organism in Eukaryota, Fungi, Ascomycota, Sordariomycetes, Sordariales, Sordariaceae. The coding region runs from base 830 to 1669 and encodes 279 amino acids.
CGCCUCCAACAGACUCAGUUCAACACCACGUUCCCGCUUGGCAAGAUUUCAUUCCCUCCCGCCUAUGUCACUCUGCGGCCACUCUCUCGCGCCACUCUCAAUAGUGCCCCGGCUGGCAAGGCAUCACUAGCCAAUGCUGCUACCAUUGCUCCAUGGGACGGUACCAUGGCCGGGGUUUUGAUAUAUUGUAUUGUACGGGCGCACUGUACGAGACUAAACAUCAUCAUCAUGUCCGCCAUCCGCCAGUCCGCCACAGCCAUCACUAGCUUCGGCUGUCUAGCCCGGAUGAGGUGACAACGGGUCAAGCUUGAUGGGUAAACCCAUCGAGAGCUUUCCCGUCCCCGGUUCCCAUGAACUCGGCUUCCCCAUAUAUCCUGCCGUUUCCCUGUGUCUCCUUGUUUGGACUCCUUCAAACUCUCUUCGAAUGAAUGUCACCCAACCCUCCUUUGACACUCCCACCGUAGUAUCACAUACCGCCUCCGUGCUACAAUCCGGACGUCGUCUUACUUUUAGCCUGUCGAUUCCCCAGCAUCAAAGGAACUUCCAUACCUGACGGCUCAACACCUCUCGACCUGUUCAGUAACACCAAACAUCAACCAUAAGUGUUACCGGUAUUUCAUCCGGACUAUUAUCCCUUGUCUGGUGCCUGACUGUCGCCUUUGUUUCCAACUCUUUGUUGACGCAUCACCGGGGACACCAAAGAGACGGCACGACCUCGAUUCUGGAAGGCCAUUUAUAACCCUCCGUCACCAAGUCGAACAACUGGGCAUUGGUACGAAUACACAUCCCGACAUACUCUUCCAGUAGAAACUCAAUCCACUUCGACAAAAUGAUGGUUCCAUCGCUAAAGGCCCUCUUGAUGGCCUUGUCCACCCCCUUGGCCAACCAGGGCGUUCCGACCGACACCUUCGGCAAUAGUGGCAAGGCCGUUGCUGCCCUCAGUAACGGCGUUAGCCUACGCAUCAUGCCACUUGGCGCAUCAAUAACGUAUGGGCAGGCAUCGACCGACGGCAACGGUUACCGUAAUUCACUGCGCAAUGCCAUUAUCAAGCUCGGCAACCCAGUCAACAUGGUUGGUUCGCGUCAUCACGGCACCAUGCAGGACAAUGAUGUCGAGGGCUGGCCAGGCUACAGAAUCCACGAGGUCCACGCGAAGGCCCACACCGCCGUGCCCGCGUUCAAGCCCAACGUGGUCCUCAUCAAUGCCGGCACCAAUGACGCAGCAGGGAAUCUCAACAUUUCGACAGCGAGCGACAGGAUGGGGGCCAUGAUCGACGAAGUCUUUGCAGCCAGCCCGCGCGCUGUGGUUAUCCUUAGCACGCUCAUCAUCAACACCUUGCCGGCCACUGAGAAGCGCGUGUUGGUCAUCAACGACCAGUACAAGGCGUUAGCGCAGCGGAUGAGGGAUGCGGGUAAGCGAGUGAUCCUGGUGGAUAUGCACGACGCAACCAAGGGCCCGAUCCCCGAAGACAUGUUCGAUUCCACCCAUCCUACUGAUGUCGGGUACCGCAAGAUGGCCAACAUAUGGUUCCAGGGCCUCGUGGAGGCCAGCAACCUCAAGUGGCUCCAGGCGCCCGAGCCUCUCAGCGGCGUGCCGGAUAGCGGGGUGGUCACGGCGAGGAUGGUGAAUGAGAAAGCUGGGAAGCGGGCAGAGGUUUUCAAGUCAUAAUACCAUCGCACCGUGACGACUGGCUGAAGAAACUCGGAGAAACAAAGAAGACAAAACUGAUGUUCAAAGGGAUGGGUUUGCAUGGCUGGCGGAGCCUGGAGUUACGGAUCAUUUUUUUUUCUUUCCACGACCUUUCUUUGGUUAAUGAUUUUUUUUUCAUUAUACCCCCUUCGUGUUGGCGUUUAUGGAUGACUGAUUGAAUGACUUGGGUAUUAGAUGAUAAUGAAUAGGCCACAUGGAGCGAAGAAUACGAAUUUUGUUUCUCUUGUGUGAUUAUUAUGCCUUCUUUCCAUCUGCGUGAAGGACACUUGGGAGUUCAACUUCAUUGUGGUCGUUCAGUUCGUACUGUCUCAAUGCCGUCGUCUUGUCGAGAUCAUCGUGAAUUAUUGAUAUCUGGCUUCCUAAUAAAAAGGCCUA